Messenger RNA from Purpureocillium lilacinum, 600 nucleotides. NCBI's taxonomy places the organism in Eukaryota, Fungi, Ascomycota, Sordariomycetes, Hypocreales, Ophiocordycipitaceae. The record is from RefSeq and is a predicted model, not a curated record.
AUGUCGACGCAACGCCUCCCGGCUCAGCGCCAGCUCCUCGAAUCCCUCGUCGUCUCCUUGUCGAGCGCGCCGCCUUCCUUGGCACCGUCACAGGCUGACAAGCACGUUGCCGAUGCCAGCGAUGCAGAGGAAGUCGACCGUCGCCGCCGUCUGCUUUUGACGCUCCACGUGCUGUUCCCAGACAUGGUACUGUCGGCCCUGGACCUCCUCGACCGCAAGUUGGUGACGCGCUUCGUCGCAGCCGUGGAGCCCGAGGCGUCGCGCGGUGUUGAGACCGAAGACCCAAGCGCGGGUCUUGCUGAACAUGCGGAGAAUGCUGGAGAGCCCGCUUCGCCCACAGGACGGUGCCAGGCUGCUGGACGACACUCGACGGGAUGCGUGCAGGCUUACUUCGUCCGCUCACUUGCCUCUACCCUGAGUCGGCGCGGCGGCCGGGAUCCCCCGUCCGCGCCGAGGACUUACGCCGUGCACCUAGACGCAUGGAGCUGCUCAUGCGCGGGCUUCGCCCUCGAUGCGUUCGCCCACUACGACGGGGCGGCGGCGCAGGAGGGGCACGCGAGACGCAAGCGGCUGGACAAGGUUGGCUGUUUGGAGGUAUGA